This is a messenger RNA of Silurus meridionalis, 3743 nucleotides long. Its product is annotated as actin-binding LIM protein 3-like. Lineage: Eukaryota; Metazoa; Chordata; Actinopteri; Siluriformes; Siluridae. Gene Ontology annotation, molecular function: actin filament binding. The record is from RefSeq and is a predicted model, not a curated record. Gene Ontology annotation, cellular component: actin cytoskeleton; stress fiber. The coding region runs from base 616 to 2463 and encodes 615 amino acids. The transcript has 21 exons. Gene Ontology annotation, biological process: cilium assembly; cytoskeleton organization; lamellipodium assembly.
CGUGCAGGGGCAGGUGAAGCUCCGAGGGGCAGAAACCAUUCUUCAUUCAUCUCGUUUUAAACACAAGGAAGUGCAGCUCUUGGAAGCUCUGAAAUGUAAAUGUCGGAGCUCAGGAGUGUGUCGCCAUCACCAUCAUCUUCAUCAUCUUUAAAACCAUCAUCCUCAUCCUUAUCCUCCUCCUCUAGAUCAUCAUCAUUAUUCUCAUCACCACUACGGGACAGUGAGGACGGCAGGAAACAAGUAGAGGAGCUCGGAAGGAACUCAGUGUAGGAGACAUGCUGCGAGCUGUGAGUCUGACUCGGACCGAGUCCUGCUGUACAUCACCACCGAGCUGGAUCUUCUCCAAUUCCAGCUCCUGAUAGAUCGGUGCGUGUGUGUGUGUGUGUGUGUGUGUGUGCUCGCGCAAAGAAAACCGGAAACACCCAUCCGCAUCCUGCUCAGGAGCUGGAGUCUGUCCUGUAGCGCGCAACCAGCUGCUCCAGCGACCGAGAAGAAGGAGUUGGACAUCAGGAGAAUCUGGGUGGAGUGGAGUGAGGUGGAGUUUCUUCUCUUCGCUUGCUCUUCAUUCCAAAGCAUCAUGCUGGACUAGAGCUGGAUGAGAAGACACUUUUCACCAUGAACACGAACGGCCCCUACCAGCACCCCAGCUAUGGUGAAGGACGUAGAGGUUCUUUUGCCCAAGACACCAUCUCCUGCUUCCGAUGUGGUGACAUUUGCAAGGGAGAAGUGGUGCGCGUGCAGAACGUCCACUUUCACAUCAAGUGUUUCACCUGCCAGGUGUGCGGCUGUGACUUGGCCUGUUCCGGAUUCUUCCAGCAGGCUGGUGAGUACAUCUGCACCGCGGACUACCAGCGGCUUUACGGCACUAAGUGUGACAGCUGCGGGGAGUUUAUCAGCGGGGAGGUGGUCUCCGCUCUGAGCCGAGCCUACCACCCAAAGUGCUUCGUUUGCACUAUCUGCAGGAAGCCGUUCCCCAUCGGAGACAGGGUGACCUUCUGCGGGAAGAAGUGUGUGUGUCAGCAGUGCUCACACACACUCGUCAGCAGCAACGAGCCCGUCAAGAUCCACGGGCCGAGUCACUGUGCAGGCUGUAAGGGAGAGAUAACCCACGGUCAGUCUCUACUCGCGCUGGAGAAACAGUGGCACAUCAGUUGCUUUAAGUGUCAAACCUGUGGCACAGUCCUGACCGGAGAGUACAUCAGCAAAAACGGUAUUCCGUACUGCGAGGCAGAUUACCACAGGCAGUUCGGCAUCAGGUGCGAGACGUGCCACGGAUACGUCAGCGGAAAAGUGCUGGAGGCCGGUGGGAAACAUUAUCACCCGACUUGUGCUCACUGUGCACGCUGUCACAUGACGUUCAGUGAAGGAGAAGAGAUGUACCUGGCAGGUUCAGAGGUGUGGCAUCUGAUGUGUAAGCAGGUGGCAAGAACAGAGAGAAAGCUCAGGCUCAGACGCACCUCAGAGGCCUCCAUCUCUCCUCCCGGCUCCAGUAUAGGAUCUCCCAGCCGGGUCAUUUGUUCUCUGGGAAGUCUCUCGGUGUACUCUCAGGAUUUUUACGACAAUUUGGACCUCAGGAAUCGACGUUCCUCCAGCCCAGGAUACAUCGACUCACCAACUUACAGCCGUCAGGGAACAUCUCCUGCUGUUCCACGUUCUCCUCAGCUCUACUACCGCUACGGCGGUGGUAGCGGCAGGAGUUCUCCCUCUUACAGCCAUCUCGACGCCAUGUCCAAUAUGUCCACCUUGUUCCAAACACCCAAGCAUUUCCAUGUCCCAGAUGACGGCGAAUACGAAGCUGCGAAGAAUAAAACCAACGAAGAUAUUCUGUCUUCCCCAAUUCCAUCUCCGGAUCACUACCAGCACUUCUACCAGAACAGCGGCUCACCCAAAGUUCCUCGAGCUCGCAGGUUCUCCUCAGGAGGAGAAGAAGACAGCUGGAGUCAGAGCAUUAACAGAAUCCAGGCCGGGAUCGGGAGGAUGAUCUUGAAGGAGGAGAUGAAGGCCCGCGCUGGUUCCUACAACAACGACCCUUGGGCCAGUGCACGCAACUCUCGCAGUGGGAGCAAAGAGACUCUGUCCGGUCUGGGCUACAGUAACACUGUUAACGGCUCCCUCAGAUCGCAGUACAGUGCAGACAGUGAUCCAUUCAUCUCGAAAUCAGCUUCAUUGCCAGGGUAUGGCAGGAAUUGUAUAAACAGGCCACACAGCGCCGAUUACUUCCACUACGACAGCACCGGUGCCGUAAACUGGGGAUUCAGAGAAUACAAGAUUUAUCCGUAUCAGGACCUCAUCGUCACGGUUCGAGGGCGUAACGCGCUGCCUGGUGACGUGGACAGGACCAGAUUAGAGAGACACCUGUCACCUGACGAGUUCUUCCGGGUGUUUGGGAUGACGAUGGCCGAUUUCGAGCGCUUGGCAUCAUGGAAACAGAACGAGCUGAAGAAGCAGGCGAGGCUGUUCUAGAACCUUCAGAUGUCACCUCAGGACCAACGCCCAGGCGGCUCUCAAAGGUUCAAGCAGGACAUCAUGAAGCCUUCAGCUGAUUCACAAAUGUGAACCUCGAACAGCUUCAUAAACACUGUGUGUACACAUGUGUGUGUGUGUGUGUGUGUGUGUGUGUAUACAUGUGUGGUUUGACUUUACCUCCUGCAGCAUCCUUCAGGUUGAAACAAAUGGAAGAACUUUAUACCUUAUUUGAGAGAAAGUGAGGUUACACCAGCGAGUGUGAGAAGAGAACGUCUGAGGAACGUCGUGUGGAUGGAGGUCUUUUACAGCCAUUACUUGUGUAAAUUUAGCAAAAACCAAAGUCCAAAAGGAGUUUAGAGUGUUUCGAACCACACACACACACACAGAGAAGAUCUGAUCUGUCCGUUUUCUUCUUCGGUGGAUGGAGGCAGAAGAAAAUGUAUUAAUGAGUUUAAUGGAUCAUGUUUAUGGAGAUGAGAUUUUUAUUUUUUUUUCGUUCCAUUUUGCCUUAUCUUAAGAACAGCCUCGUUUAUCAAUCAAACGUUUAUUCCACCACAAAUCAGACGCGUUCAUUUCACCUUUACGUCUCGAUUGUGUGCUUUUUGAACAUCUGAGUCCACAUGCUAUUAUAAUGAGCGCCACUCUUCUGGGAAGAUUUUUGUGGAAAUUCAUUCAUCCACAUGGGUAAAGUUAAAGUCAGGUGGUGAUGUAGGUGAGAAGGUGAGGAGGUCUGGGGGUGCAGCCAGCGUUCAUAUUCAUCCCAAAGGUGUUCAGUAAGAGAUCUUCCACUCCAAACUCAUGGAAAGUAGAGCUUCAUGGAGCUGGCUUUGUGCACAGGAGCAUCAUGAUGUUGGAACAGGUUUGGGUCUCCUAAUUCAAGUAAAGGGGACACUGUUGUGCUCCCGCAUCCAGAGGGAUGUGUCGAUUUCAUUGUUCCAUCAUCAGAAAGUCCGACCUUCAUAAAACUUAUUUAUCAAAAUAAAAGUGGUGAUCAGAAGCAGGUUUACACACAGCCAUGUUUUAUUUCAGUUCAUUCUUCUGCUUUAUUUCUGCAGCUUCUGAAAAACAGUGUAACAGCAGAGUCUCUAUGACAUCAUGUUCAUUCCUUUGAUCCUAAUUUUUUAUCUUUCCUUUUUUCAUCACCGUCUCAUGUUCUGCUUAUAGAUAUUAGUUGAGGACGUCUCGCCUUUUUUAGACCCGAUUACGAUUAUAGAGUUGAAAAAGCUGUAAAGGAAAAUACUGUGUUCAUUUUAUUGAAGUAAAAUGUUUAAACAAUU